Molecule: messenger RNA, 846 nt
Organism: Trichomonas vaginalis G3
Lineage: Eukaryota; Parabasalia; Trichomonadida; Trichomonadidae
Product: protein of unknown function, DUF4106 family
Exons: 1
Source: RefSeq, a predicted model, not a curated record
AUGGGAUAUAAGAUAUAUUCUAACUCUGACUUAGUUCAAACAGUAACAUGGGCAAACUAUGAAUGGUUCGCUUUGAGAAACUCAGUACAACCACAAGCUAGAGAACAAACAGACCAGUAUGCAACUAUUGAGAAAAUAAGAAGACUUGACCCUAACGUUCCAGGAGUUUAUGUUGACCUUUCUGGACAAACUGCAGCAGCAGUAACCAAAGUAAAACUGAAACUUAGAGUUCCUUUGUCAUCUUUCCUCAUCUUCAGGUUUUUAAGAUACUUGCCAAACUGGGCAGGAAAAAUUUCUAUUGAACUUACUCCAAGCAAAAAUAACUUAGUCAUUGCACCAACACAAGACCCAUUCACUCUUACAGACGUAAAGGGAACAAAUCAAACGUCAUUCGCCGAAUAUUGCAAAGACAAAGUUGACUUAGACUUUGGUUUCUCAAACUUCAACACUGAAGUAAACUAUUAUUUCAAUGCUGCUGGAACUGCUUGGGACCCAGUUAAGUUCACAUGCGAAAAAUUUGAAUGCAAGAGAAUAGAAAGCAGACUUGCAGUCUAUAUGUUGGACCCAGAUAUUUCAAAUGCUUUAGCUGCCAAAUAUAUUGCAGUUCCACUUAUGUUCCCUAUACACCAAAUAUCUGUCAAAGACUUUGCAGGUGAAGUUGGAAACCAAAGUGCUGACCCAGGUGCAAGAACAGAUAUUGCUUUAACAACUGCAAUGAAACAUGCAGAUACUCUGUUUGUACUGUUCAGACGAACUAUAAAUGACUAUUCUUGUUUCUACAACCCUGGUAUUAAAUAUCAUAUAAACAUAGAUGGCAAAUAUUAUCCAAGAGAAGAAUAUUCUACA